CUAUGUUUAUAUUAUUACUAUCUCAAGUAAAGCAUAUACUGUCUUUGACUAACCCACGCUAUUUAACCUCAUAGUGGAUCCAUUGAGCUGCAAGUAAGGAUACCUAUGUUUACGGAAUAUGUUGGACCCCCUUUAACCUAACUGAACUCCCAAUUAAGAGCUAUGUACAAUACCUAGGUAGUAAUUGCGAAGAUACCUAAACAGGUAGGCAAACGUGAAACUCCACUUAGUAACAAAAAUUAUUUAGAGAAUAGAUUCUAGUUAACAGAGGUUAGCUAGUUAGAUGUUAGUUAGUUGCUAAUGGACAUGGAUACGAAUUCAUUUCAUUUAGGAUCUUCGAUGUAACAUUUCUUAUCACCAGAUCCACCAAUACGCCGUGCCAUUGGUCGUUGUCUUUAACCUAGCUCGGAGCUUCAUGCGUAAAAACCGCUUGAAAAGGCCAUGAUUUCCAGUCUGGUCGAUCAUAAAUAUUUUGAAACUUCGCAGCAAUGUUUUGGUAAUGGUCUCCUCCGCAGCUGUUCAUCAUGCCGGAUCUUAAAUGCCUGGCUUUGCUGUCGGCCUUCGUCUUCUUAGACAUUGUCGCCGCACAGGAGACCGGCUUGGGCACGUGCACCGACGUCCACAUCUUUCUGUCUCGAGGGAACAAUGAGCCGUAUCCCGGCCGUCAGGGAAAGCUCGUGCAGGCUAUCUGCUCGGGGCUCGAGAGCUGCGACUACGAGGACGUCGCGUUCGAUAAUGCUCUGGCAGUUGAAUACUGCAGCGCCGUGGAGGCAGGUCGCAAAGCUGGCAUUGCCCAGAUAACCGACUACAACAAGCGAUGUCCGGAUACGAAGCUUGUUGUGAGCGGCUACUCUCAGGGCGCCCAUGUUUUGGGCGACAUCCUUGGUGGCGGUGGCGGUGUUUUCUUUCAGGACUGCACGACGCCUACGGUUCCAGGCUUAGAUCCAAAUUCAGCCCCUGGCAAUUCGAUUUCAGUUGCCCUCCUUUUUGGCGAUACCCGUCAUACUGCCAACCAGCCGUAUAAUACACUAGAAGGUGCGACUAUCAAUGGUUUAUUCCCUCGAAGUGGCCAGCAACUUGAGGGCAUCAACAACUUUGCAGGCGUGCUCCGAGACUGGUGUCAGGGGGAUGAUCCAAUUUGCGCAGCGGGAGAUGGUAAAGGAACAUACAAUGUCCAACACCAUUUAAACUACUUUGAUGUCUACUCCGACGCAGCGGCGGAAUGGGUUAAAUCGAUGCUGGGCGAGGCCACCACACCGACACCGACAUCUGGGUCUACAUCUGGGUCUACAACUGUGUCGAGUAGCACUGCUACAUCGACUGCAAGUAGCACAAGCACGGCUGUUGAGGAGACAAGUUCUGGGGUAACAGCCUCCGAAACCACGGCAUCAGAAACACAGAGUGUGUCUAUUACAUCGGCAUCUAUGAGUUUAAGCUCUCCAUCUUCAACUAGCACUUCGACGCCCCUUCCAGAAGGUACAGAUUCAGGCACUGCUGCUACGCCAACAGCGUCGUCUACAGCCCAAGGAGGAAGCGUUCAAGGUGUUUGGUGCUACAAAGGUUAUAUCGGCUUAUCCAUAUUGUACUCAUUUCUUUUUGCAAUCGCUUAAUCGUCUAGCCUACCUCGUAUGAAAUUUAAUGCUCUAUCGAUGGAGUGGGUAAAAGAGCUGUACGUCACGGUCAAUGAUGAUAGCGAAGGGGAAAACUUUGAACCAUCUGGCCUGGACAUACUGGUUAUGAAAUCAAUAAUUACUCCUUUUCGCUAUAGAGCUAGGUAUCCACCUAGUGACGCUGAUCUCUAACUGUGUCGUAUUUUACCUUUUUUCCUUUUUGCGAGGUCCAUGCUUAGUAGUAGUAGUCAUCAUCGCGGUCGCCGUUCUUUCAGCUUCGGUACUGCGUAUCCUUAGACUUAAUUCAAGGUUAUCUAAAGCUUUGCUGCAAACUGAGCAGGCAUGCGUAUUGUACUGUCUUGGAAUAUAACCAUAGCUGAUACUCCCAG
Molecule: messenger RNA, 1999 nt
Organism: Daldinia decipiens
Lineage: Eukaryota; Fungi; Ascomycota; Sordariomycetes; Xylariales; Hypoxylaceae
Product: carbohydrate esterase family 5 protein
Exons: 2
Coding region: 525-1610 (361 amino acids)
Molecular function (GO): hydrolase activity
Source: RefSeq, a predicted model, not a curated record